Anas platyrhynchos (mallard) is the source of this 1756-nucleotide messenger RNA. The record is from RefSeq and is a predicted model, not a curated record. NCBI's taxonomy places the organism in Eukaryota, Metazoa, Chordata, Aves, Anseriformes, Anatidae.
GGCGGCGAGGCCCCGCCCCCGCGGCGCCGGGGCUGAGCGGCGGUCCCGGAGCGGCUCCGGGUCCGGGUCCCGGUGCCGGUGCCGGUGCCGGGCAUGGUGUGAGCGCUGCCCCCCCCCCCGCCAUGAACGGCGCGGCCCCGCCGCCGCUGCUGGAGCCCAAGGAGCGGGUGCUGAAGCUGGGCGAGACCUUCGAGAAGCAGCCGCGCUGCGCCUUCCACACCGUCCGCUGUGAGCGCCCCGGGGCUCGGCUCGGCCCCCGCGAUGACUUUAAGCCUGCGUCUAUCGAUACAUCCUGUGAAGGAGACCUGGAGGUUGGCAAGGGGGAACAGGUGACGAUAACGUUGCCAAAUAUCGAGGGCUCAACUCCACCAGUGACUGUGUUCAAGGGCUCAAAGAAGCCUUACCUAAAAGAAUGUAUCUUAAUUAUCAAUCAUGACACUGGAGAAUGUCGCCUAGAGAAACUCAGCAGCAACAUCACUGUGAAAAAAACGAGAGCUGAAGGAAGCAGCAAGGUCCAGUCUCGUAUCGAGCAGCAACAGCAGCAAAUGCGACAUGCAACCAAGACUCCAAACAACGUUAAAAAUUCUCCGCCAAAAGAAAAGAUGUUUCUGUCUUCUCCUAUGGAUGACAUUGAACGAGAGCUAAAAGCAGAAGCCAGUAUCAUGGACCAGCUGAGCAGCUCUGACAGUUCAUCUGACUCUAAAAGUUCUUCGUCCUCUUCGUCCAGUAGUGAAAACAGUUCCAGUGAUUCUGAAGAUGAGGAAGCGAAGCCCUCUCUUCCUCUGUCCAUGCCGUAUUUGCAGCCACAGCCUACUGUGUCUGCCAUACCACAACAGGCUGUCCCUGACAAAGAUGCCAGUCAUAACAGAUCCCAAGAGAGCAGUGGUCAUAUGAUGAAUACACUACGAAAUGACUUGCAGCUGAGUGAAUCUGGAAGCGAUAGUGAUGACUGAACAAAGUUUUGGCCUUAAACAUAUCACCUUUUUUGCUAAAUAUGUCUUAGCAUCUGUUUUGCACUAAGAUUAGAUUACCAGAGACUGGAAUGAAUGUCCUCGAUUUUGAUAAUAAAGACAUCCUAAUUUUCUACUGACACAUCGUGUCUAUAACACAGCAGCAUUGAUACGUUGUCAGUGCUAUGGUUAUGUGUUUACCUUUCAAAUUACUGUAUUUACAGUAAAAUUGUGUAUGAUCUGAUUUUGAUUAUUUUGCCUCAGCCACCUGUUUUACUUGAAACUGAUUUGUAACAGCUAGUUACUUUAUAUAAAUAGUUUAUGAAAUGGAGGAAUUUCUGAUAUUUAUGGAGGCAAGUUUCCUUCCUAUCAUUUAAAUGUUGAAUGCUGAUCUUACAGCUUUAACGUGGAGGGUGUAAAAGGGAGAGCAACUAAAUGAGGUCUGCUGUGUCAGCUACACUUUUUGUUCAGUUCACAGUUCAUACCUUUAAGGAAACUGCUGAAUAAUGUGGUCCACUAGUGCAGUUACAGUUUACAAUUGUUCAACACAUUGCUGAAUCCUUAAUUUCAUUGUAUUAUAGGACUUUAUAUUUCUGAGCCUCAAGAUUCCUGAGGGAACUUGUCUAUUCUCUGCCUUUUUUUAAUGUAACUUGAAUAGGCCGGUCUUUUUACAACCUUUUUGUAUCUAAAUUUAGAUAACUGUGGAGACAGCAAUGAUUUUUCUUCAUGUAAUUCUAUAACGGAAAUCAGAAAUUUUCUUUGUAGAAGUAUAAAAGUAAUUUAAUAAAGCAAUAUUUAUCACUUUG